AUGCAGAGAACUUCUGACUUUCGAGCGCAUCCUUCAAGGAAUUCCGCAUCACCUGGUCGAGCCCCCAGAACCGGUAGCAGCAAAACCAGAGCUAAACGCCCUGAGCGCAAGCUCUGCAAAAAUGACCCGGACCCUCUUUCUUUUGACGACUGGCUUGACGAAGAAGCCCGCUAUAGUGCUAAAAAAUAUUCUGAAAAAUUCGCUAGUAGUAGGCGGGAAAUAGAGGCAGAAUAA
This is a messenger RNA of Botrytis fragariae, 234 nucleotides long. RefSeq lists its product as uncharacterized. Bases 1 to 234 code for a protein of 77 amino acids. Lineage: Eukaryota; Fungi; Ascomycota; Leotiomycetes; Helotiales; Sclerotiniaceae. The record is from RefSeq and is a predicted model, not a curated record. The transcript has a single exon.